UAAAACCAUAUCGUUAAACACUCCAAAACUACAUUCAAAGCUUUCAACUUUUCAGUUCUCACUCUCAUCUCAUCACCCACUCUUAUCAUCAAUCACCCAAGUUUUUUAUCUAUUCUUAACCAUGGCCGAAGAGAACAAGAGCCACGAUUACGAGGGUUCAUCGGUGGAGACCAAAGAUCGGGGACUCUUUGAUUUUUUGAAGAAAGAUGAUCAUCACGAGGAGAAGAAGCCUGAUCAUCAUCAUCAUCAUCAUCGCGAUGAAGCUCUAAGCUCAGAGUUUAGUGAGAAGGUUAAAGUGUCUGAACACGAACCGGUUAAGUAUUCUGAGCACGAACCAGUUAACUAUUUCAACGCCGAGGAAACUGUUAAUGAAGAAGAGAAGAUGAAGCCAAAUCCAGAAAAGCUCCACCGUUCUCACAGUAGCUCUAGCUCUUCUAGCGAUGAGGAAGAAUGUGAAGGAGAAGAGAAGAAGGAAAAGAAGGGACUUAAGGAGACACUCAAGGAAAAAUUCUCAGGAGAAGAUAAGAAAGAGGAAGAGCAGCACCAUCAUGUGGACACAUCUGUGCCGAUUGAGCACGAAGCUCAUGGCUACACAACAACAGAGACUGUGGUGAGCCCUGGAAACCCAGAAGAAAAGAAGGGUUUUCUUGAGAAGAUCAAGGACAAGCUACCUGGUCAGCACAAGAAGGAAGAUGUUGUGGUUGUGGCGACUUCACCGGCACCACCUCCGGGUGUGGUUCACCAUGAUCAGCCAUACUCAUCGGAUGAGACCACCACUACUGCUACUCAUCAUGAAGGUGAGGCUAAGGAGAAGAAGGGUAUUUUGGAGAAGAUCAAGGAAAAGCUUCCUGGGUACCAUCCCAAGACUGAGACUGAAGAAAAGGAAAAGGAGAAAGAGAAAGAGAAAGAGAAAGAGAAGGAAAGUGUUUGUUAAUUGAUUAAAAAUCCUAUCUUCAUGAUGGGUCUAUUUUGCUUUUUUUUUUUUUUCUUUUUCAUUUUCAUUUCUGUUUCAAGAAAAAAAAAAGGGUAUUAUAAGUGCUUUAUUGUGUACUUAUAUAUGUGUAUGCAUGUUUAAAUUCAUGGUGUAUUGAAAAUGUUCGACUAGACAAGUACCAUUAACUGUACACCCAAUAAUUUCUUUUAGGUUGAGAACAUUAAUUUAUAUCCAGAAUUAGUAUCAUAUAUAUAACUUAGUUUUUUGUC
This is a messenger RNA of Humulus lupulus (European hop), 1203 nucleotides long. RefSeq names its product phosphoprotein ECPP44-like. Gene Ontology annotation, cellular component: membrane. Lineage: Eukaryota; Viridiplantae; Streptophyta; Magnoliopsida; Rosales; Cannabaceae. The coding region runs from base 122 to 934 and encodes 270 amino acids. The transcript is spliced from 2 exons. The record is from RefSeq and is a predicted model, not a curated record. Gene Ontology annotation, biological process: response to water.